This is a messenger RNA of Danio rerio (zebrafish), 1679 nucleotides long. RefSeq names its product ubiquinol-cytochrome c reductase core protein 1 (gene uqcrc1). Gene Ontology annotation, cellular component: mitochondrion. Gene Ontology annotation, biological process: protein processing. NCBI's taxonomy places the organism in Eukaryota, Metazoa, Chordata, Actinopteri, Cypriniformes, Danionidae. Gene Ontology annotation, molecular function: metal ion binding; metalloendopeptidase activity; signal peptidase activity. The record is from RefSeq and is marked provisional.
CAAAAUGGUUCCCUCUAUGUGGCGGAUCAGUCGAGCUCUUACUAAAGCUGGCUACCCUCUGCGCCUUUCUUUAAGACGUGGACAGGCCUCUGUGUCUUAUGCUCAGAGCCUUCUAGGAGCUCCAGAAACUCGGCUCACUACCCUAGACAAUGGCUUGAGGAUUGCAUCUGAGGAGACCAACCAGCCAACAUGCACGGUUGGCCUUUGGAUUGGUUGUGGGAGCAGAUAUGAGACUGAGAAGAAUAAUGGAGCUGGGUUUUUCUUGGAGCACAUGGCAUUUAAAGGCACUAAGAAGCACCCUCAGUCUGCUCUUGAACAGGCAGUGGAGUCUAUGGGGGGUCACCUGAAUGCUUACACCUCUCGGGAACAUACUGCUUACUACAUGAAGACUCUUUCCAAGGACCUACCUAAAGCGGUGGAGCUGUUGGCAGAAGUAGUACAGAGCUUAUCUUUGAGUGAGGCUGAGAUGGAGCAGCAGAGGACUGUGGCGCUAAGAGAGCUGGAAGAGAUAGAGGGCAGCUUGCAGGAUGUUUGCCUGGAUCUGCUCCAUGCUACGGCCUUCCAGGGUACUGCUCUUAGCCAUAGUGUUUUUGGUCCUUCUGCCAAUAUCAGGACACUCACACGUAAUGAUUUGCUGGAGUACAUCAAUUGCCAUUUUAAAGCACCUCGCAUGGUCCUGGCCACAGCAGGAGGAGUGAGUCACGAUGAGGUUGUGUCUUUGGCCAAGCAGCAUUUAGGGGGAAUUUCUUUCGAAUAUGAGGGUGAUGCAGUACCUGUUCUGUCCCCGUGCCGUUUUACUGGGAGUGAGAUUCGCAUGCGGGACGAUGCAAUGCCUCUAGCACACAUUGCUAUUGCAGUAGAGGGACCUGGAGCUGCAAGUCCUGAUAUUGUGCCAUUAAUGGUUGCCAAUUCCAUCAUUGGUAGUUAUGACAUCACAUUCGGGGGUGGAAAGCACUUAAGUAGUCGACUGGCUCAACGGGCUGCAGAGCUGAACCUGUGUCACAGUUUCCAGACCUUCUACUCCUCAUACAGCGAUACUGGACUGCUGGGAAUUUAUUUCGUAACUGAGAAACUUAAAAUCGAAGACAUGAUGCAUUGGGCUCAGAAUGCCUGGAUAAAUGUAUGCACCACAGUGACCGAGAGUGAUGUGGCUCGAGCUAAAAAUGCUUUGAAGGCUAGCUUAGUGGGACAGCUCAAUGGAACUACACCUGUUUGUGAUGAAAUUGGCAGGCACAUACUAAAUUACGGUCGGCGCAUCCCGUUGGCAGAGUGGGAUGCCAGAAUCGAGGCUGUGACUCCCAGUGUUGUCCGCGAUGUCUGUUCUAAAUAUAUAUAUGACAAAUGUCCAGCUGUGUCUGCAGUCGGACCAAUUGAGCAGCUGCCGGACUAUAACAGAAUGAGGAGUGCUAUGUUCUGGCUUCGGUUUUAAUUGUUCUUUGGAAAGCAAGCAUUCAGUGAUUUCCUUAUAAUUUUCAAACCCUUAUCUUGUAUGUACUUGAGGGGUAGAAAAUUUGCCCUCGUUUUCUUUAUCCAUCACUUUCCAAAGAGUAAUUUGGUGCAUUCAAUGUCGGACAUGAAGCGGAGCUAUUUAAAAAUUUAUGCGAUGCUUUAUUUCUGUUCUGUUUGUGUAAAUAGCAAUAGCUCUAAUACAACUUCAAAUAAAACCCUGUCACACUGAA